CUCACUGGGAGGAGUCUUCCUCACUCUCACUGGGUGAAAGGUGAGGAAGACGACGUGCUGUCAUUAUCAAACUCACAGUGAACAGAGAGUCACCUCCAGCCCUCCGACCCAGACCCACCAUGCUGCAGAACACAGGGAAGUUAGCCGGCUGCACGCUCUUCAUCACCGGAGCGAGUCGAGGGAUCGGUAAAGCCAUCGCUCUGAAGGCCGCCAGAGACGGAGCGAACAUCGUCAUCGCCGCCAAGACUGCCGAACCCCACCCCAAACUACCAGGAACCAUCUACACCGCCGCCAAGGAGGUGGAGGCAGCAGGAGGGAAAGCGUUGGCUUGUGUCGUCGACAUCCGAGAUGAGCAGCAGGUUGGAGAUGCUGUUCAGAAAGCUAUCGACAAGUUCGGAGGAAUCGACAUCCUGGUGAACAACGCCAGCGCCAUCAGUCUGACAGGAACUCUGGAGACGCCCCUUAAGAAGGUGGACCUGAUGCUGGGAGUCAACCUGAGAGGGACUUACCUGACGUCUAAGCUGGUCAUCCCUCACCUGCUGAAGAGUCGCAGUCCUCACAUCCUGAACCUGUCCCCACCGCUCAACCUCAACCCCGUCUGGUUCAAGAACCACACAGCGUACACGAUGGCCAAGUACGGCAUGUCCAUGUGCGUCCUUGGAAUGGCAGAAGAGUUCAGAGGUCAAAUUGCCGUCAACGCCCUCUGGCCUAAAACUGCGAUCCAGACAGCAGCGAUGGAUAUGUUGGGCGGAGAGGGCAUCAGUAAACAGUGUCGUACGUCUGACAUCAUGGCGGACGCCGCCUACGCCGUCCUGUCCCGACCAAAGGACUUCACGGGUCACUUCCUGGUGGACGAGGACAUCCUGAAGGAGCAGGGAAUCCAAGAUUUUGAACAGUAUGCCGUCCAGCCAGGUCACCCUCUGCUGCCGGACUUCUUCCUGGACGAAGCACCAGAGAACCUGGUCGAACAGAUGGAGCAACAUGGGGCAACCCCAGCCUUCAAACCCCCGUCAUCAUCAUCGGCCACGCCUUCCUCCGGUGGACCAGUAGAAGGCACGUUUCACGCCAUCAGAGCAGUCAUCAAUGAAGACGUUGUCAAGUCGACGCAGGGCAUUUAUGAAUUUGACCUAUCAGGUGAACACGGGGGUGUUUGGUUUCUGGACUUGAAGAGCGGCUCUGGCAGCGCCGGGCAGGGCCAGCCGCCCGUCAAAGCCGACGUUGUCAUGACGAUGGACUCCGGUGACUUUGGCAAGAUGUUUGCAGGGAAGCUGAAGCCCACGUUGGCCUUCAUGACGGGGAAGCUGAGGAUCAAAGGCGACAUGACGCUCGCCAUCAAACUGGAGAAACUCAUGGGCCGCAUGAACAAGGCCAAACUGUGAGACUGAAGCCCCGCCCCCAGGCCAUCUCAGGCCCCGCCCACCUGCUUGUAGCUGUACAUGUUGCCUUAAGGAAAGAAUGAUAAUAAUGACACGUUAUUAAAUCUUGAUAAUAAACUGA
Molecule: messenger RNA, 1497 nt
Organism: Anoplopoma fimbria (sablefish)
Lineage: Eukaryota; Metazoa; Chordata; Actinopteri; Perciformes; Anoplopomatidae
Gene: hsdl2
Product: hydroxysteroid dehydrogenase like 2
Exons: 11
Coding region: 120-1379 (419 amino acids)
Cellular component (GO): mitochondrion
Source: RefSeq, a predicted model, not a curated record